This is a messenger RNA of Musa acuminata AAA Group (dessert banana), 2258 nucleotides long. Its product is annotated as phosphatidylserine decarboxylase proenzyme 2-like. Gene Ontology annotation, biological process: phospholipid biosynthetic process. Gene Ontology annotation, molecular function: phosphatidylserine decarboxylase activity; calcium ion binding. The coding region runs from base 97 to 2049 and encodes 650 amino acids. NCBI's taxonomy places the organism in Eukaryota, Viridiplantae, Streptophyta, Magnoliopsida, Zingiberales, Musaceae. The transcript is spliced from 21 exons. The record is from RefSeq and is a predicted model, not a curated record.
UCCCACCCUUUCGAAGUCAAAAUCUAUUAUUUGCAGCGCUCUUCCAUCGCACCUGCUCCGCUCACUUGCCCGCCCGUUGAUCGCCCGAUCGCCAAAAUGGGUCACGGAAGCUCGCGAGCCGACGCGUCCGACGACUCCUCCGGCGAUGGCCACGCUCGCCACCAUCAUUCCCGCUUCUCCCGCUUCCGGCGGCGCUUCCGGACCAACCGACACGACCACGGCUCCGACCCCCCGCUCGUCAAGAACCUCGCCGCCGACGAUUUCGCAGGGAUCGCCCGCAUCGAGAUCAUCAGCGCGGAGAUGCAGUUCAAGGAUCGGUGGUUCGCCUGCUUGUCGUUGGGAGAGCGUACGUACCGCACGGAGACCUCAGAUCACACUGAGAAGCCCAUCUGGAGAUCAGAAAAGAAACUUGUGUUGGAAAGAGAUGGACCGACUAUUGCUCGUAUAUCAGUAAUUGAGACAAAUAGGUUAUCCAAGAAUAAUCUCGUUGGAUACUGUGAAAUCAAUCUCUUGGAAGUGCUAAGUCAAGAAUCAGAGAACAACAUUGAAGAACUUAGCCUCUUAGACCCAUCUUCAUCAAGUACAACAGUGGGUAGUAUAUCUAUUUUGUGUUAUGUUGAGGAUCCAAUUGAAACAGAAAAAUUCUUCGCACGUCGUAUCUUAUCUGUUGUGGAUUUGAACGGAGAUGGCAAACUAUCAUAUUCUGAAUUUGCCGAAUUGAUCAAUGCAUUUGGCAAUCAAGUGGCUGCUAUCAAGACGGAAGAUCUUUUCAAGCAAGCAGACAAGAAUGGUGAUGGUGUAGUUGACUUGGAUGAGUUAGCAACACUGAUAGCUGUUCAACAAGAAAAUGAACCACUGAUCAAUAACUGCCCUGUAUGUGGUGAGAGUCUUGGAAGGCUUGACAAGUUGAAUGAUAUGAUCCAUAUGACAUUAUGCUUUGAUGAGGGAACUGGAAAUCAGGUUAUGACUGGUGGAUUUCUAACAGAUAAGGAAGCAUCUUAUGGGUGGAUAUUCAAACUUAGUGAGUGGGCCCAUGUUUCAUCAUAUGACAUUGGUCUGCGUUCUGGAUCCAGUGCCUCACAUAUUUUGGUUGUUGAUCGAAGAACAAAGGGAUUGGUUGAAGAAAUAAUAGAUGGAAAGAUAGUUCUGUCCAUGAGAGCAAUAUAUCAAUCAAAAGUAGGCUUGACACUUAUAAAUACAGGAGUUAAGGACCUCUUACAAAACAUCUCAGAGAAGCAGGGGAAGCGGAUGAAUUCACAUGAAUCUGCCAAAGACAUACGAAAGUUCAUUGAAUUCUUUAAAGGUCAACUUAAAAUGGAUGAGGCCAAGUAUCCAAUUGAAUAUUUCAAGACCUUUAACGAGUUCUUUAUACGAGAGUUGAAGCCUGGUGCAAGACCAAUCGCUUACCCUGAACGUGAUGACAUUGCUAUCUGUGCAGCUGAUUGCCGCCUGAUGGCUUUUAAUUCUGCUAAUGAGAGUUUAAGGUUUUGGAUUAAGGGCCGAAAGUUCUCUAUUCAAGGCCUUCUAGGGAAGGAUACAUGCUCUAGUGCCUUUGUUGAUGGAUCUUUAGUAAUUUUUCGACUGGCUCCACAGGAUUACCAUCGUUUCCAUGUUCCUGUCUCUGGUACAAUCGAAAGUUUUGUUGAUAUUCCAGGAUAUUUAUAUACAGUGAACCCAAUUGCUGUAAACAGUAAGUACUGUAAUGUUUUCACCGAGAACAAACGAGUUGUAUCUAUCAUCUCAACCUCAGAAUUUGGGAAGGUGGCAUUUGUUGCAAUUGGAGCUACAAUGGUAGGAAGCAUUACCUUUACAAAGAAUGAGGGUGACUAUGUCCAUAAAGGAGAUGAGUUUGGGUAUUUUUCAUUUGGUGGAAGCACUGUGAUAUGUGUCUUCGAAAAGGACGCCAUUCAGAUAGACGAGGACCUUCUUUCAAACAGUGAAAGAUCACUCGAGACUCUAGUUUCUGUAGGUAUGAGAUUAGGCAUCUCCAAAAGGUCCGGAAGAAUAGAUGAACUGCCAAAUAUGGAAACAUGCAAGUUAGAAGCAUGAUGGUGCUGCGUACGCUGCGGAAGACUACAAUGUUGUGUUUGACAUUGCUUCUCUUUAACAUACUUGAUUUUUAAAACAAGUGUAUGAAAAUAAUUACAUGUUUGUUAAUAUGUUUCAUUGCAAAAAAUUACAUUAACUUCAAAAAUAUGAUUCUAAAAGUAAUCUUUUCACAAAUGUCAAUGGUAAUAUUAUGAUAUGUAAUUUCGAUU